Rotaria sp. Silwood1 is the source of this 372-nucleotide messenger RNA. NCBI's taxonomy places the organism in Eukaryota, Metazoa, Rotifera, Eurotatoria, Philodinida, Philodinidae. The record is from the annotation of a GenBank genome assembly.
AUGCCUGAAAAAUCGUCAUUAGUUGCAUUUCUUUUAACAUUAAUUGGUACAGGUAUCUGUUGUGGCUGUCUUUAUUAUCCACUUCAAGCAACAAUUGAACGAGUUAAUAAUGUAUUUGAAACUGAAUAUAUUGAUUAUGAUUGGAUUCGAAUUUUACGUUUAGCUAUUGUUUUUGUUUUGGCUAUAAUAGGAAGUUUUUCAUUGAUAUUAUUUAUUGUUGGAUCAUUAGCUACAAGUGCUACACGUCAUCAAAUUUAUACAGGAUUUCGUUCUCGUCUUGGAGGUCGUAUUGCAACUGGUUUUUUUUCUGUUAUUGUUUAUAUCUUAUUAUUAUUACUUAUUUGGUUAUUUACUAUGUUAACAUUACCCUAG